This is a messenger RNA of Elaeis guineensis (African oil palm), 1766 nucleotides long. RefSeq names its product 2-carboxy-1,4-naphthoquinone phytyltransferase, chloroplastic. Gene Ontology annotation, cellular component: membrane. Lineage: Eukaryota; Viridiplantae; Streptophyta; Magnoliopsida; Arecales; Arecaceae. The record is from RefSeq and is a predicted model, not a curated record. Gene Ontology annotation, biological process: phylloquinone biosynthetic process. Gene Ontology annotation, molecular function: prenyltransferase activity.
UAAAAAAUAAAAAAAUAUUCAUCAGACUCCGGUGAAGCAUUCUGCCGACUUUACACACAGUGUCAGAAUAAAAUGGUUCUUUAGAUACUCCAUACAAUAAUCUCCCGUCAUCGUGUCCACUUCUCGAGUUCAUGGCGACUGCCCUUCGUUCCGUCCCGCUUCUCCUCUCCAACCCUUCUCCCCCUCCGCCUCCUUCCCUUUCACGGAGAACCACGACGCAUCCCUUAAGAAAGGGUGGCAAAUGGGCCGUGACAGCGAGGAAGCCAUGGCCUCCCCUUUGGCCGCGGUCUUCCUCCCAGCCGACGCCCGAAGUUGCGCUCGAAGGCGACGCGGAUAAGAUAUCGAGGGCGACGCUGUUGUGGAGAGCCGCCAAAUUGCCCAUCUACUCUGUGGCGUUGGUCCCUCUCACCGUAGGCAGUGCUGCAGCUUAUCUCCAGACCGGCAUAUUCUUUGCCAAGCGUUACUUUGUGCUCUUAUCUGCAUCAAUGCUUGUUAUUACUUGGCUAAAUUUGAGCAAUGAUGUUUAUGAUUUUGAUACUGGCGCAGACCGACACAAAAAAGAAUCUGUUGUCAAUAUCAUUGGCAGUCGGACAGUUACACAAUAUGCCGCCAACAUAUCACUUGUGCUUGGCUUUAUGGGGCUUAUCUGGGCAUUCACAGAAGCAGGAGACAUACGAUUCAUCUUAUUAGUGGCAUAUGCUAUAGCGUGUGGGUAUGUUUAUCAGUGUCCUCCAUUUCGAUUAAGUUACCAAGGACUUGGAGAACCAUUGUGCUUUGCAGCAUUUGGUCCAUUUGCCACUACAGCAUUCUAUUUUGCUAACAGCAGCAAAUAUUUAACAAGUGGAAUAAGCCAUCUCCCUCUGACCGGAACAGUUUUGUCGGCAUCUGUUCUUGUUGGGUUAACAACCACUCUUAUUCUCUUCUGCAGCCAUUUUCACCAGAUUGAUGGAGAUCGAGCUGUUGGAAAGAUGUCUCCCCUGGUCAGAAUUGGCACCAGAGCAGGUUCCAAAGUGGUGAGAUUUGGAAUCAUCUCACUUUAUUUUCUCUUGCUGGCUUUUGGAUCAUGCAAAGCUCUUCCUCUGACCUGUCUUUUCCUCUGUGCUCUGACCCUACCAAUGGGAAAGAUCGUUGUAGACUAUGUCAAAGAAAAUCACAAUGAUAACGGCAAGAUUUUCAUGGCAAAAUAUUACUGUGUGCGGCUGCAUGCUUUGUUUGGGAUGGCAUUGGCUCUUGGACUGUGGCUAGCUAGGGCUGGAAAUAAAGCAUGACCAUUGAUAAAAUCUUAAAUUCACCGGACUUGGGAAAGUAUCAAACUUGGGUUGAAUCAGGGCCGUUGUAAAAGUGGCCAUUCUUUCUUGAUGCUCGGUUGGACAGUUGCGGAUCCUUUGGUAUAAAUUCUGCCAUUUGGUACCCGAUGCUCUUAAAUGUGAUCUCUCUAAGAUUUUAGCUGACAGGGAAAUACAAGAAAUAGUUGUCUAUUAUAUGAGAGAAGCGAAUGCUUCGUGACAGUGCUAAUAUGGGAGGGCCAAAGGAUGACCCUUGCAUGCGAGACAUUUCUGAAAGAUUGACAGUGUGCAGUUCUUGCUUUAAGCGGUAUGUAGAAUAAGCACAAUAUCGAAGACCAUUCGCCAAGCCCUGUAUUUUUCCCUUCCAGAUUUGCAGUGAUGUUAUGUUAUAUAUUUGGAAUAUGAUACAUAGAUGUGCUAUGGACAAUUGUGUAUAUAAAUUGAAUUUUAAUGAAACAUCUUUGGAGCUUGAUUUUGAGU